Messenger RNA from Globicephala melas (long-finned pilot whale), 2961 nucleotides. It is a transcript of the gene PDGFA, whose product is annotated as platelet derived growth factor subunit A. Gene Ontology annotation, molecular function: platelet-derived growth factor receptor binding; growth factor activity. NCBI's taxonomy places the organism in Eukaryota, Metazoa, Chordata, Mammalia, Artiodactyla, Delphinidae. The record is from RefSeq and is a predicted model, not a curated record. Gene Ontology annotation, cellular component: membrane. Gene Ontology annotation, biological process: positive regulation of ERK1 and ERK2 cascade; positive regulation of cell population proliferation; positive regulation of MAP kinase activity.
CGCGUCUCUCCCCCGCAUCGCUCUGUGCGGCGCCGCGGCCGGAGGUGGCGCUCUGUGCGCCCAGCGGAUCCCGGCGCGGGAGGCUCAGACUCCCGGGUGCCUCAUGAGCGGCUCUUUUCUUUUCCUUGCCUUCCAACCCCUCGAGUUCCCGGCUCAGGCCGCCGCCCGGCUUUCCACGAGGCAGCAGGGACUUGGAGGAUGAGGGGUCCCAGGGUGGGGACGAGGCACGCUGCAGCCCCCUCCUCCGACCUGGGCGCUCUCCCCUCGUGGACUGUGGGUGGAGGCUCCACAGUCAGACGCCCCAGUCAUCGGAUUCUGGGCGGGGGCGCGUGGCAGCCGCCAGGAGCCCGGCUGGAGCGCCCGCCCCGCGGCCUCGCCACCCCGCCGAGCCGCCAGCGCCUCGGGACGCGAUGAGGACCUGGGCUUGUUUGCUGCUCCUCGGCUGCGGAUACCUCGCCAGUGCCCUGGCCGAGGAAGCCGAGAUCCCCCGCGAGGUCAUUGAGAGGCUGGCGCACAGUCAGAUACACAGCAUCCGGGACCUCCAGCGACUCCUGGAGAUAGACUCCGUAGGGGCCGAGGAGCCUCUGGAGACCAGCCUGAGAGCCCACGGGGGCCAUGGCGCCAAGCAUGCGCUGGAGAAGCGGCCUGUGCCCAUUCGGAGGAAAAGGAGCAUCGAGGAAGCCACCCCCGCAGUCUGCAAGACCAGGACGGUCAUUUACGAGAUACCUCGGAGCCAGGUGGACCCCACGUCUGCCAACUUUCUGAUCUGGCCCCCGUGCGUGGAGGUGAAGCGCUGUACCGGCUGCUGCAACACCAGCAGUGUCAAGUGCCAACCGUCCCGCGUCCACCACCGGAGUGUCAAGGUGGCCAAGGUGGAGUACGUCAGGAAGAAGCCAAAGUUAAAAGAGGUGCAGGUGCGGCUGGAGGAGCACCUGGAAUGCACGUGCGCGAGCGCCAGCCCGAGCCCCGGCCACCGGGAAGAGGAGGCGGAUGUGAGGUGAGGAUCAGCCAGCAGCCCUUUUCCGGGACACGGAUGUACAUGGCGUGUUACAUUCCUGAACCUACUAUGUACGGUGCUUAUUGCCAGCGUGGUCUUUGUUCUCCUCCGUGAAAACUGUCUCCAUGCACACUCUGGAGAACAAAGAGACAGUAUACGUUGUUUAUGUGACAUCAAAGCAAGUAUUGUAGCACUCGGUGAAACAAUAAGAAGCUUCCUUGUCAAAAAAAAGAGAGCAAACAAAACCACGAAACAUGACAAACAAAACUCACUCACAAAAAUAUCUAAACAUUUGCCGGAAUGGAGGGACGCCCCGAGGGAUGGAAGUGACAGACGUCUCGGCAGACUGGAUCUCUUUCCAGGGUGGUCACAGGUGCUUUGGCCAAGGACACAGAGCCUGCUUUCUGAAGGCUGCGAUCGGAUGCCGCCGGGCUCUGCAGGGGCACGCAGGAGCCAGGAAUGUCUCGGAAACCACAUCUCCUUGCUGUAGUGUUUAAGUCUAUACAGAAACCUUCCUGAGAGCCUUAAGUGGAUUUUUUUUACACCAUAAAGUGAUUAUUAAGCUUUCCUUUCUACUCUUUGCCUAGCUUUUUUUUUUUUUUUAAUUAUCUCUUGGAUGACCUUUACACCGAUAACACCAGGCUGCCGUAACAGUCAGGACGGUGGGACGCUACCUUUCCUAGCAGGAUGCAAACAAAUGAGAUGUAUUAAAAUAAACAUGGUAUACCCACCUGUGCAUCAUUUCCUAAAUGUUUCUGCCUCCACGUGUUUCUUCCUUGCCCCAUUUUACUCACUUUUUAAUUUAAGCCAUUUCGAGAGAACUGCGUGAACCAAUCACAUGCCGUCCCCAGGCCUCUUGCCCUGAGUCCCUCCCACCUGCUGCGGCCAGGCCUGGGGAUGUGGCUUUCCGGAGUGGCUGCCCAGGGUUGCUCCCUGCUGCUGCCGCUGGUGUUUGGACAGAACCUAAACUCUUUAUUUUUCGUAAGAUGUUACGCUUUACGUGUAUUCAACAGAAAUUAUGUGUGUGUGUUGUUUUUUUGAUUUUGUUUUUUUGUAAAGGUGAAGUUUGUAUUUUUGUCUAAUAUUACCAGUUUGAUAUACCUGAGAGCCUGCCAUGUUUUUUUUUGAACCAAAAGGAAAAAACAAACCCACCAACAAAAUGCAUACAUGUGAAAAACAUUUGUGGCCACGUUUUUCUAGUUGCGUAGCCGAGUCCAUGCCCUGUCUGUCACGUGGCCCAUGGCCCGGGGCCCGGGUGCUGGAGCUCCCGGGUGAUGACUGGGAGAUGACAGCGUCCUGGGCUGGCCGGUGAUCCCAGGCCUGCCCGUGGGAUUCCAGAAGCUACGGGAACCGGCCAAAGGAGCUGUCCUGCUGGCGCACGUGGCCUCACGGAGGCGGAGCCGUGCAUCCCCUCAGACGCCGAGUGGACGAGGAAGACCUGACCCCACAGAGCGCGUUGACCGCGGUGUCUGCGCGUGUACCAGUGGACCCGGUCAGCCUUACGUCGCCCGCGGCCUACUGCUCCUGUCCUCAUUGCCUCAGGGCUCCUGAGGCCGUCAGGAUCCCUUUGCUGCCGUGGGAUCAUCUCUGGUGAUAGUGUCCCCGGGGUUCAGCUGUUCAUGGAGAUUCUGUAAAGGAGCGUCUUCAGCGCAUCUGCAGGGUGUGGUCUCGGCUGCAGCGUGACGCCUUUCAGCGAGAGCGCGUGGGGGUGGGGUUGGGCGCAGGUGGCGUGGCCCCGGCCCCCCACAGGGGAGCGCCCCCUGUGCAGGUGCUGUGAGGGGUGCCCGCUGCCUCCAGCCCCGUGGCUGGCGCCCUGGGGCUGCGCCGUGCUCGACGCUGUGCUGCGGAUACGUGUCUGAUGCUAGAUGUAUAAACGUGCUCUGUGUAUUUACGUCCCGUGAGAUGCUGAGAACACUGCUCAGUUUUUCUUUCUUUGUGCAAAACCAUCUGAUGGAUGGUCUGUC